GUCGAGACUGCAUUAUAAGAACCAACUGCAUUGGACUGUUUCGAAAGCAAAUAAGGUAGAAACCUGCAAAAAAAGAUGGAUGUAGAUCAAGGGCAUGGAGUUAGUGAGCUGUUUAAGGCUCAGUGUAAACUUUAUAAACAUAUCUACUACUUUAUAGAAUCAAUGUCACUAAAAUGUGCUCUUCAGCUAGGCAUACCGGAUAUAAUCCACAAAAAUAACCAACCCAUUACCCUUCCACAGUUGGUUUCAGCACUAGAUAUUCCUGUAUCAAAAGCAAAUUUCCUCCAGCGCCUUAUGCGUAUACUGGUGCAUUCUGGUGUCUUUGAUACAACCAAAAUGCAUGAGAAUCAAGAAGAAGAAGAAGAAGGUUAUGUUCUCACUUCUUCUUCUAGGCUCUUGCUCAAAGAUAGCCCCACCAACUUGUCCCCAGCUGUUAUAGCAAUACUAGAUCCUGUGUUAAUGAGUCCCUGGUUUUCUCUCGGCGAGUGGAUCCAAGGGAAGGAGCGCACACCAUUUGAAGCUUGCCAUGGAAUGAGCUUUAGGGAAUAUGGGAAGAGAAACAUCAAAUUCAUCAACAACUUGAAUGAAGCAAUGGCCAGUGAUUCUCAAUUGGUGAGCUUGGUUGUCAAAGAGCACAUGGAGAUUUUCGAGUCAGUGGAUUCGUUGGUUGAUGUAGGGGGUGGCACAGGAACUCUUGCUAGGAGCAUAGCUGAUGCAUACCCUCAUAUGAAAUGCACAGUCUUGGACCUCCCACAAGUUGUUGCCAACUUGCCAGAAAGUGAGAACUUGAAAUUUGUUGGAGGUGACAUGUUUAAGUCCAUCCCUUCUGCAGAUGCAAUUAUUAUCAAGUCAGUUUUGCUUAACUGGAGUGAUGAGGACUGCAUAAAGAUUUUGAAGCGAUGCAGAGCAGCAAUUCCAAGCAAAGAUGAGGGAGGAAAGCUUGUACUCGUAGAAAUGGUGAUUAAUGACAAGAAAGAUGAACAUGAAUUGACCAAAACAAGGCUCUUUGUUGACAUGGAAACGAUGCUUAUAUGCAAUGGAAGGGGAAGAAAUGAGAAAGAAUGGAAAAAACUUUUCCUGGAGGCUGGCUUUAGUCACUACAAGAUUACAGCCACAUCUGGGCUAAAUUCUAUUAUUAUGGUGUAUCCCUGAGAAUUUGUUUCGGAUUCGGGAUGUUAUUUUUUUUCCUUUUCGGAUGAAUAUGUGUUCUAGUUUGAUAUGAUAGUCAAGGGUACAAAGUAAUUUUAGCCUGCUGGAUUUGCCAUAAUCCAUGUGGCCUAGGGAACUUUAUGUAACUGGGUUCUUACUGUGUAUUACGUCCUGCCGCAUACACUAAGGCAUGCAAGAUAUAUAUAUAGGGCCAUGUGUUGCUGUCUCUUUCUCA
Molecule: messenger RNA, 1384 nt
Organism: Populus trichocarpa (black cottonwood)
Lineage: Eukaryota; Viridiplantae; Streptophyta; Magnoliopsida; Malpighiales; Salicaceae
Product: trans-resveratrol di-O-methyltransferase
Exons: 2
Coding region: 76-1152 (358 amino acids)
Biological process (GO): methylation
Molecular function (GO): S-adenosylmethionine-dependent methyltransferase activity; protein dimerization activity; O-methyltransferase activity
Source: RefSeq, a predicted model, not a curated record